This is a messenger RNA of Mesorhabditis spiculigera, 1074 nucleotides long. NCBI's taxonomy places the organism in Eukaryota, Metazoa, Nematoda, Chromadorea, Rhabditida, Rhabditidae. The record is from the annotation of a GenBank genome assembly.
AUGAUCGGCUCGAAUGGCCGGAAUGGACGCUCCGGAAAAUAUGUACUGCCGCCGAAGAAUGAUGAUUUGUCGUGCCAGAAGUGCCCAACAGCCCUUCAAGGGCCACCCGGUCAUCCCGGCGUCAAGGGCCCACGUGGAAACCCAGGCAAUCAUGGCACAGACGGUCGUCCUGGUGCCCCGGCGCGAAAGGGUCCACCCGGACCUCCAGGAGUCCGCGGACCGCCUGGAGACAUUGGAAUGCAGGGACCUCCCGGUGAUCCUGGCCGCGUCCUAAACGGUGCCCCGCCCGGUCAACCCGGUCAGCUUGGACAUAUGGGACCUCGUGGAAAGCCUGGAGCUAAUGGAAAUGAUGGUCGCUCUGGUGGUGCGGGCCCGGCUGGACUCCGUGGUGACCCCGGACAGCGUGGUUCCGAUGGACAACGAGGACUUCCAGGGCCGACUGGACCCCCUGGAUCUCCCGGAAUCCAAGGAUCCUGCAGCCAUUGUCCGAACGAUGGUCGUCAGGCUGCUCCUGCACCAGUAGCUCCCGCAGAUACCCAAGAUGCCUAUUCCUCCCCCGCUCAGGCUCCCGUUGCGGCUACUUAUCAGACCCAGGAGCAAGGAAACUCAUACGAGCAAAAUACACCUACUAAGAGCGCCUACGAGCAGGAGGAGCAAGAGGAGGAAGAGGAGGAACAACAGUACGAGCCAAAGCCGACUGCCGCUGGUGGGGCCAGCGCCGCCUCUCUGAGCUACGACAACUCGGUCCCGUCCGUCCAACCGCCACAGGGCUCUGAGUAUGCCCGAGCACGAGCUCACGGCCAGCAGACGUUGUAUUACAGAGAUCCAUCUCGCUCCCGAGCCCACGCCAUCCCGAGCCGAAUCCCCGCCAACUUUGCCAACGAGCCGCCGGCCUAUUUGGAACCGAUGAGCCGUGCUCAUGGCACACCGAACUACGGUAUCCAACCCCAAGCAUCGUACCAGCGCACCGCCUCCGACUACGGUUUUGGAGCUGUGGGUUAUCAGAAUACGAGCCCUUACCAGUCCAACCCGAACCGAUGGCCACCACAGCGCAACCAAAACGGUACCUUCCUA